Messenger RNA from Haliotis rufescens (red abalone), 4429 nucleotides. Its product is annotated as RNA helicase Mov10l1-like. The coding region runs from base 193 to 3402 and encodes 1069 amino acids. The transcript has 19 exons. Gene Ontology annotation, molecular function: helicase activity. The record is from RefSeq and is a predicted model, not a curated record. NCBI's taxonomy places the organism in Eukaryota, Metazoa, Mollusca, Gastropoda, Lepetellida, Haliotidae.
GGCGGGAAUUCCCCUUGCAUUUCAACUCGCAUGUGGAAAUGUCGUAACAGCUGAUGACUGGAAGGAUGUGCACGGACGAAUGGCCAUUUGAUUCAUUGUGUUUUAUCAGCUGUUUUUCUUCUCUGACAGCUACAAAGAAAUAUGGCUCCGGAAAUGUUUUGAUCAUUUUUUCAACACUGAUAUAGAACAGAGAUGUUUUCUGCUCUGGGAAGUGUAUUUAACUACUUCUUUAAUCGAGAAGAGAAUGAAGACGAUGACUCAGAAACCAGAACAGAUAAUGUACAAUCGAAAUGGCCAGAUUCCUCAUUUAUCGUCAAGGAGCAAGAGAUUCAGGCUUUCAAUACUAGACGUUUUGAUGGCAAAGUUACGCAUGUGUUUGGUGAAAAUGGGCUUGUUGAUGGAGAAAUCUAUUUCGCUUUAGACGGGCAACAUAAGCCAGCAGUUGGUGAUGCUGUUUCCGUUGUUGCUAAGCAACAGUAUGAAGAUGGAGGCUGGUAUGCAGAAGAAAUAACAGUUGUUUCCAAGUCAUGGGAGGAUGAGGAAGAAGAAACCGAAGUAGAACGUAAAUCUGCCUGUGUUGGUAAAAUAACACAGCUUGGGAAAGAGACUGGGAUGAUUAACAGUGAAAUGGAGUUCGAAAUAGAAAACUGUGUUGAGAAUUUCAAACCCUGUAGAGGUGACUGGGUAACGGCCGAGCUGGAAACAUUAAAACUAUCGGAAGAUGAGGAAAAAGUAUCAGCAGUCAAUGUUGAGCCUUUACGUCAAUGGACGUUUGAUGGAGAUGUUUCGGCUGCGAUGGAGGAUCAUGGGUAUAUUGAUGGGGAGGUGUAUUUUACCCCCGAGGUGUGUGUCAACAACUACCGGCCCAGGAGGUGGGAUAAGGUUAAAGUGACUGCUAUAGAGAGUCAUCAGGGGAAGUGCUCCUGGCGAGCCACACAUGUCGUACCCUGUUCCAGUGAUGAUGGAGGGAGAUCUAACCCAAACAAAGGGAAUUGUUACAAAGCUGCAGGGUCAGGUGGAUGGGUCAUCCCAGGUCAAAGACCACAGAGGUUUCAGAACAAACUGAAGCUGCCCCAGAAACUGCCAUCAUUUCCAGUUCCUGAGCGGUUACGUGACUGUGUUUGGUGUGACGGAGAGCUCACCCAACUCGUCCCUGAACUAGCAGAGGUACUGACAAUGGGCAACUAUGUACAGAGGUUUUCUACUCUUCUGCACCUGGAGGAAAUCCAGCAGGAGAUUGACAUCAGGCAGUUUGACCUCCACAGGGUGUGUUUACGUCGAUGUGGGGUGUACCUGGCCCUUGAAGUCCCUGGCCUGGCUGAAGGUCGACCUUCUAUUCUCAUCGGGGACAAGAUCAUCCUCACUGAUCCAGGGGACCCUGAUGGACCAUGCUAUGAGGGUUUUGUGCAUGAAAUACACAGUAGCGAAGUGCUGUUGAAGUUCAAUCCUGAGUUCCAGGGAAAGUACAAUGGAGAGGAUUACAACGUGGAGUUUACGUUUAACAGGACCUCACUGCGCCGAUGUCACCAGGCCAUCACCCUGGCUGUCCGCCAUCUCAAGGACACAGUUCUGUUUCCAUCUUCUCUUGAAACCAAGAUGCCACAAAUUCAACUAUCAAAGCCGUCUGCUGCACGAGAUGUUGUCAAACUCCAGGCGACUUACACUGGCUUUGGUAGUGCCGACCAAAAUAACAGUCACAGUCUUCCUCAAAACACAUCGAAACAUUCUGCAGAAGAGAAAGGUGACGGAAAUGGUAAAUCUCAGUAUCUGCCGAGCAUCAACUCAUGGACACAGGACAGAAUCCAGUUCUUCAACGGGAGUCUAAACAACAGGCAGAAGGCUGCUGUCAUCAAAAUUCUCCUGGGACAGAGUCGACCGUUACCCUAUGUUAUAUUUGGCCCACCUGGUACAGGGAAGACGAUGACCAUGGUGGAGGCAAUCCUCCAGGUGUUCUCCCAGAUCCCCGCCAGUCGGAUCAUAGCAUCCACGCCGUCCAACAGUGCCGCAGACCUUCUUGCGGAGAGACUUGUGGCCAGUGGCUUGGUGAAGGAGUCCGACUUGGUGAGACUGAAUGCAUUCAACAGGAGCCUGGAGAAUGUCGCUGAGAUGAUAGAGAAGUACUGUCGCUAUGGAGAUGACCUUCAGAUAAUAUCGCGGUACCGGGUGGUGGUGUGUACGUGCAACUCUGCUGGAUCACUGUACACGCUGGGGCUGAAGGCGGGACACUUCACCCACGCGUUUGUAGACGAGGCUGGGCAGGCAACAGAGCCGGAGUGUCUGAUUUCUAUAGGACUUGUGGCAGGAGCAGAUGGACAGAUCAUAUUGGCAGGAGACCCCAAACAACUCGGCCCAGUGCUCAUGUCCAAGUAUUCCAAGAUGUAUGGGCUUGAGUUGUCUUUCCUUGAGAGGCUGAUGGACAGGUCGCUGUACAUGAGGAAUGAGAGGCUGUUUGCAGAUCAUGGUGGAUUUGAUUCCAUCCUGGUAACCAUGUUGGUUGAGAACUACCGAUCCCAUCCUGCCAUUCUGGCGCUGCCGUCCCGCCUGUUCUACUUUGACCAACUGGAGGUGGUAUCUGACCCGGCCCUGACUCACGCUCUGUGCGACUGGGACAGCCUGCCCCGGAGGAACUACCCCGUCAUCUUCCACGGACUCAGGGGAGAGGACAUGCGUGAGACAGACAGCCCAUCCUGGUUCAACCCUAUGGAAACCGUCCAGGUUGUUCAGUAUCUCCAGAGUCUGCUGAACAAUCCACAGUAUAGACUGACAGUGGACGACAUAGGAAUUAUCACACCCUACAGGAAACAGGUUGAGAAGAUCCGUCUAAUGAUAGACAAACUGGAUGUGGACAUGGUGAAGGUGGGAUCGGUGGAGGAGUUUCAAGGACAGGAGAGACAAGUCAUCAUCAUAUCAACUGUGCGUGCCAAUGAGAGACUGAUAGGCUUCGACGUGCGUCACACAUUGGGAUUCCUCAGCAAUGCAAAACGUUUCAACGUAUCCAUCACGCGUGCCCAGGCCUUGCUUAUCAUUGUUGGAAACCCUCAUGUGCUGUGUCAGGAUGACAAGUGGCGUUCCUUGAUCCGGCACUAUGUGGACAAUGGUGCUUACGUUGGCUGUGAGGUGCCAGACUUCUCCCAGCAGGACGGUCAGGAGCAAUCAGGAGCAGACGACACCUGUGUCACCACAGAGCAAGGGCAGACAAUUACUGAUACUGUGAUAAAGACUGGGAGAGCAGACACCCCUAGUUCUGCACAGAAAACUGCCAACAAUGUCGCUGAAGAGCAAGGACAGGCAAUGACUGGUCUCGGUGAGACGGUGGCAAAGAACAAGGGGGCAGACACCUCUAGUUCUGGACAGAAACCUGCCAUCAAUGUUGCAGCAGAGCAAGGGCAGACAACUACGUGAUUCUGUGAGACUGUGACAAAGACCGAGAGAUCAGACACCUCUAGUUCUGCACAGAAAACGGCAAUCAAUGUUGCCACAAACCAAGGGAAGAUAACUGCACAAAAGAUGUCUGGCAAUGCCACCACAGAGCAAGGGGAGACAACUACUGGAUUUGGUUUGAGACUGUGACAAAGCCCAAGAGAUCAGGCCUCUUGUACUGCACAGAAGAUGACUAGCAAUGCCACCACAGAGCAAGGGGAGACAACUACUGGAUUUGGUUUGAGACUGACAAAGCCCAAGAGAUCAGGCCUCUUGUACUGCACAGAAGAUGACUAUCAAUGCCACCACAGAGCAAGGGGAGACAACUACUGUACAUGUGGUGUGAGGAGCAAUGGUUUCUUGUGUCUAUGAAACUGACGAAAAAAGAGCAAAGGGAGACAAAUAGGAGUGAUAUAGAUUACUGAGACUUGAGUGAAAAGAAACACGUACAGCUUUGUUGGUCUGAGAAGCUAGUGAAAUGUGAAAAAUAGUAUUUGCCACUAUCUGGUUGACAGUUUGAUUUAAGCAGCAUAAUGAAAGACUAUGAAUGUUAGCAAUGGAGAGUGGAUUCUGUCCGUUUCAGUUUGAUAUGCGGUGAGGGGGUCAUUUUCAGUUGAAGUGAAAGGGGUUACAUACACUGCUCACCAUGCAUUUUGGGACAUUGUGUUUUAAUGGAUGUGAUCAGAAAUAGGGUCUGAGGACAAUGAAAUUAAUUUUUUUUAUGACAUUUUACUGUUUAUCAUAGUAUCUGUUAUUUCAGAACAUUUCAUUUUAUUUCUUGAUGUACGAUAUUAUGUAUCAUAUUAAAUAAAAAACACACAACAUGUUGGAGUCAUAUGUUUAUUCUGAAAAACAUCAUUUCCUAUAUAUAUUUGACACAAAUACAGCAAUGUAAGCUUAGAACUCUAACAUCUAAAAAAGUUUGUUUUUCUUCUAGUUCAGGUUGAGUGUGAAGUACGUUUGUAUCGGUUAGGCCACAACAAAUUAACUAUUAGAUUUUCAUUUGAUU